AUGCCUAUUCUGCCAACAAGUGAAGGAUUUUGGCCAUUUUUGGCCAAAUUUUCUGUCCUUUUCCCCAAAUUCGAGCAUCCUGAAGCUGAUGGUGGGCUCCGUUUGCCUAGAUUCGAGCUUGUGGCGUACGAAGAAGGUGAGAUUGGCAGCGGCUUUCAACAGAAAAUUUGGCCACCACCGACGACAUUGCGGCUAAUGAAGGAGGUGAAGUCAGUUGUUCCCCUUUGGGCUCUAGACCACAAAAACAAUCAAGAUAGGACACCAAGUGAAAUAUUUACUCAAAAUCACAAAGAAUUGGUGGAGGGAGAAAAAUGGAUGAAAGAUACAGCAACUUCAUGCACAGUAGUAGGUGCUCUCAUAUUUACUGUCAUGUUUGCUGCAGCUUUUACAGUUCCUGGAGGCAAUGAGGAUUCUGGAUCGCCCGUUUUCUUAGCCAACAAAUGUUUUGAUGUUUUUGGGAAUACCUCUAGAUAUCCAGAAGAAGAUUUCCCUCAAUCUUUGCCUAGGAAGUUGAUGUUUGGCCUUUUCACCCUUUUCGUCUCCAUUGUCUCCAUGAUGGUAGCCCUUUCUGCUACAUUUUAUAUUGUGGUUAUAGACAGAUGUUCAUGGAUUUUCUUUCCUGUCAUUGUUUUUGCUUUCUUUCCAGGCGCUAUAUUUGCAAUUAUUCAACUUCGUCUUCCGGUUGAGAUUGGGCGGUAUACUUAUGGAGGAGGAAUCUUUGAUAAGAAAGCUAGGAUUUGA
Ziziphus jujuba (common jujube) is the source of this 741-nucleotide messenger RNA. RefSeq lists its product as uncharacterized. The record is from RefSeq and is a predicted model, not a curated record. The coding region runs from base 1 to 741 and encodes 246 amino acids. The transcript has 4 exons. NCBI's taxonomy places the organism in Eukaryota, Viridiplantae, Streptophyta, Magnoliopsida, Rosales, Rhamnaceae.